This is a messenger RNA of Anopheles merus, 3543 nucleotides long. RefSeq lists its product as uncharacterized. The transcript has 4 exons. The coding region runs from base 1 to 3543 and encodes 1180 amino acids. The record is from RefSeq and is a predicted model, not a curated record. NCBI's taxonomy places the organism in Eukaryota, Metazoa, Arthropoda, Insecta, Diptera, Culicidae.
AUGGAACACGAGCACGAAUCGAAAGCACCUCCAGCGGUAGCACAAACGAACGAGUCUCAGCAACCUGAAACGGGAGCACUGGAUCAUAGGUCACUCGCACCGGCCGUGGAUUCACUUCACUUCCGAUCGUUCGCGCCGACUGGACAAGAUUGGACGGUUAACUCGUCUUUGGAGAUCGUUGACCGCGCAAGGUCAUCGACCCCGAACGCACCAUUAGGUGCAGGAUUGUUGCUGAGGGAACCGCAGCAACGGUUGACUUCGGAGGUUCACGAAGCCCCUGCAUCGCGGUACACACCGCUUGCAAACUCUACUGUGGCAGGCCUGGGGCCUUUACAUCGCUCAUCCUCGGAAACCGUGCCACGGUUAGAGCACCUACCGACCACUGCGGACGUGCAACAACCAGCGUCAUCGCAGGGAGGCGUUUCUGCAGGAACCGUGCCGCGGGCGGCGGACGGUGCAUCUGGAGCGGCCAUCGAGGACAUGGAACUACGACCACAAGCGCAGGACGGCGCUUCUGCGGGAACCGUACUGCGGACGGCGGUCGGCGCAUCUGGGGCAGCCAUUUCGAACGUUCAUCAGCCGACGCCAUCGCAAACCGGCACACCCGGGAGGACGAUGGCGGACAAGCUUGCGGAGUCGAGCGAAGCUGUUGCCGCCUUGGAACUUCGGAUGCGAAAUUUGACUCGACGAAAGCUGGAGCUUGAGAGACGAGAGCUGGAGUUUGAAGAGCAGCUGAUCUUGGCUGAAUCGAAGAGGAUCGGCGAUGGCUUCAUCAGCAUGAUUGACGACGAAGGAAACGCACAACAGGGAAAUGAUUCAGUGGUCAGUCAGCAGCGUCAGCCUAGAAGUGAAAAAUAUUUAAAUAUUGCUGAUGGGGCGGUUGAUACUUACCCGUUCCGUAACAGCAUCGGAACCACGUUGAUGAAUGUCAACCAGAGUCAACUUCUGGCUCGAAAGGCAAGCUGCAAGGAGUUACCGUAUUUUUCCGGCAAACCCGAGGAGUGGCCCAUUUUUAUCGCCACAUAUGAAACCUCGACAGCUGCUUGUGGGUACUCCGAUGAAGAGAACACUUUAAGACUGCAGCGGGCGCUUAAAGGCAAAGCUCUUGAAGCCGUUCAACCAUGUUUGCUUCAUGCCUCUAACCUUACUAGUGUGAUAGAGACGCUGCGCAUGUUAUACGGUCGCCCGGAGAUAAUUGUGCAUUCGUUAAUCCACCGCAUACAUCAAAUGCCUGCACCACGAAUCGAGCGCUUGGAAACUCUAAUCGAUUUUGGGAUGGCGGUCCGAAAUAUGUGUGCCACUAUAACCGCUUCGGGGCUAGAAGAAUAUAAGUGCAACGUGGCAUUAAUGCACGAGUUGGUAGAAAAGUUGCCUCAUGCGCUUCGGCUAGACUGGGCACGACACCGUAUGCAAUCGAGCUCCGCGACACUCUCGGAGUUUGGCAAGUGGAUAGAAACCCAAGUUAAGGCAGCUAGUCUGAUAACAUUGCCAUCCCUAGAAUUCAGGCCAGUGAGAAAACUCGACCAUAAGAGUAGAACGCAUCACAUGAACAUACAUAACGCUACGGGGUUGGUUAGUGAAGGAAGUCAAAUUUGUCUAUUGUGUGAGGCCACUUGUGUUGACCUGUCGCAGUGUGAGCAGUUCAACAGACUAAACGUGAAUGAUCGAUGGGCAACUAUACGCAGACUGAAUGCUUGUCGGAAGUGUCUGAAAAUACACACCUACGGCUGCAAAGGGAAAAAGGCUUGCGGGAAAAAUGGUUGCGAGUACCUGCACCACGAACUAUUACACAAUCCCGAACGCCAUUCAAAACCAAACGAGUACGCGGUUGCCACAGCAUCACUGAACGCGCAUUCGGAGGUUACCGGUGAUGUAUUUUUAAAAUACAUCCCUGUAAUAGUUUACGGGCGAGACAAGGCCAUCACGACCUUUGCCUUUUUUGACAGUGGAUCUACCGGUACCUUCAUCGAGCAUAGCCUAAUUGAGGAGCUCGGUCUGGAAGGACAGCCCCAUCCUCUGUGCCUGAAGUGGACAGGUAACUCGGAACGCGACGAAACGGGUUCAAUUCGCGUGUCACUUUUGGAGAUUUCAGGAGUCGGGCAAAACAGCAGUGUACAUAUUAUCCCAAAGGUGCACACGGUGGAAAGCCUUUCUCUACCAGCCCAGACUCUGGCAGUGACACAACUGACUAAACAGUACGCACAUCUACAGGGUUUGCCAAUUCAUGCGUACGAAAACGCUAGGCCUCGAUUGCUCAUUGGUAUCGACAACCAUCAUUUGGUUCGACCGACUCGUUACGCGGAAGGUGGGAAAUAUGAGCCCGUUGCGGCAAAGACGUCAUUGGGAUGGAUCGUAUAUGGCCCACGUAAUAAGAACUCCAACAGUGUUAACAUACAAGCAAUACAUACCAUCCACAUAUGCAACUGCGGCGCAGAUGCAGAAGCCAAUCUGGACGCAGCGGUAAAAAACUUUUUUACGCUCGAAUCGCUCGGUAUCGUCAAACCGUUGGAAACACUUCGUUCAAAGGAUGAUGAGCGAGCGUUGGGGAUUCUCAACGCGGAAUCGAAAUUCAACGGAAAGCAUUAUGAAUCCGGAUUGCUGUGGCGUUUUGACGAUGUUAAGUUGCCAUGCUCUCGUGACAUGGCUAUGAGAAGAUACAAAUGCCUGCAAAAAAGAAUGUCGAAAGAUUCUGUAUUAGCUAAGGCAGUCAUUGAGAAAAUGAGGGACUAUGAAAGGCAGGGUUAUAUACGACGAUUAUCGCCUGAAGAACUGUCGAUGAAAGGCCCCCGAGAUUGGUUUCUGCCCAUAUUUCCGGUUUUCAAUGCGAACAAACCAGGCAAGGUUCGAGUAGUUUUCGACGCAGCGGCGAAGGCUCAGGGUGUUAGCCUCAACACAUAUUUACUAAAUGGACCAGAUCUGUUGGCAGGGCUUCUAUCCGUAUUAUAUAAAUUCCGUGAGCAUCGUGUGGCCAUAGUUGGGGAUAUUAAGGAAAUGUUUUUCCAAGUCCGUAUGAAACCAGAUGAUCAACGAUCCCAGAUGAUUUUAUGGAACGAGAACGACUUUACAGAACUGCAGGCCGCAGUCAUCGGAGCCCGCUUUGCUGCAGCGAUUAUCGCCCAACACCGAAUAGCCAUCGAACGCAUUUUCUACUGGACCGAUUCACGUGACGUGAUAUGCUGGAUGCGGUCUGAUCAUCGUCGAUUUAGUCAGUUCGUUGCUUUCCGAGUAGGCGAACUCCUGGAGACGACUUCUGUGCAUGAGUGGCGCUGGCUAUCAACAAAGUUAAACGUAGCUGAUGAUGGAACGAAGUGGCAGAAGGUACCAACUGCAGAUCCCGAUAGUCGCUCGUUCCGCGGACCGGACUUCUUGUGGAAGCCCGAGUGUGAGUGGCCAGUUCCCGAACAAUAUCCCACCGAAACGAAGGAAGAGUUACGGCUACACAUGAUGCAUCAUAACACAAACACGAAGCCGUGGAUUCAGCUCGAGCGUUUUUCAUCCUGGAAUCGCUUGUUAAGAGAACGGCUAGAACAACAGGACCGCUAA